Messenger RNA from Syngnathus acus (greater pipefish), 1658 nucleotides. RefSeq names its product bMERB domain containing 1 (gene bmerb1). Gene Ontology annotation, cellular component: microtubule cytoskeleton. Gene Ontology annotation, biological process: negative regulation of microtubule depolymerization. Lineage: Eukaryota; Metazoa; Chordata; Actinopteri; Syngnathiformes; Syngnathidae. The transcript has 6 exons. The record is from RefSeq and is a predicted model, not a curated record. Bases 167 to 766 code for a protein of 199 amino acids.
UGCGCAUGCGCCCUGCAUCCCCUCCAUCCGUACGUCGGGGAACAGAAGAACCCGAAUAAAGAUGCUUGGGGUCUCAUGCUCAGCCGGUUGACAACUUGGCUUUAGGGGGCAUUGGACUAGCGCAAGACGAGCACAUUUAAAAAAUCAGGCAGUUAUCCGGGCGAAGAUGGAAAUGAAGAAGUCUUUUUCAGACACGGAGCGGGCACUCAGGAGCUACGGCGCCGUGUCGCAAACGGCGUGGACGACGGACAAAGGUCACUGUGAUGUUUCCAUGGCCGAGAGCACCAUGUGUCCAGAGGAGAUUGAGGUGGAGAUGGCUCGGAUCCAGCGUCUAAGGGAGGUUCUAGUGCGUCGGGAAUCUGAGCUACGCUUCAUGAUGGACGACAUCCAGCUGUGCAAAGACAUCAUGAGUUUAAAGCAACAGUUGAGGCAGAUUGUUGCAGUACCAGAGAAAGACAAAAGCAAGAAAGACAAACAAGAGGAAGAAGAACUGAUCCUAAAGAUCCAUAAACUCGUGCAAAAGAGGGAUUUUUUGGUGGAUGACGCAGAGGUGGAGAGACUAAGGGAGCAGGAGGAGGACAAGGAAAUGGAAGAGUUCCUCAGGCUGAAACUGAUGCCACUGGAAAACAAGCUCAAAGUCAAACAAAGCCCUCCAAAGCCCAAAAGACAAGUCGUGGAGCCACCGCCCAACAAACCCUUCAUCACUCAAUCAGGUGUGGCCAUCAUUAAGGAUUGUUGCGGCGCCACCCAGUGUUCCAUCAUGUAAAUGGAAGAAGCCUCCAACGCUCCCAUCCUGUUCAGCUUUACGUUCCACUUUAAGGUGUCCAAAAGUAAAGUCAUGUUUGCGAUGCAAAAGUCAGGGAGGCUAGGGUUUGUGUUGUCGGGUACAGUAUACCAUACAGUCAUCCCCUGCAUAUUCACGGAUCAAUAUACACAAAACCACCUAUAAAAUACUUGCUUGUGGAAUCAAUCCUCAGCUAUUUGCUUAAAAAAAUAAAAAAAAUAUUCGCAAUUUUGUGCUCUUUCAUGGAUGAGGUCGUUAUUCUUGACUCACUGUACUUGCAGUAAAUGACUGUUACAUUGGCAACAGAACACUUGGAUUUAAAUUAAGAAGGAAAUAAAUAUUCUUGAACACUAUUGACUCCCACUUGUAGAAGGUUUACCCCAAACUGGAAGUCAUGAUUACAUAUUCAAUACAAUUCAGAUGGUUUGUGUUUUAAAAAAAUACAAUUAUAUACAUAAUUUCUUUUUUUACACACAAUCUGAAAUAUAUAAACAAAUGGGGUCAAUUUUUGCUUUGUGCACACCAAACAGGCCACACCAUCAUCAUCACAGAAUUAUUGAUUGUGAUAACAUUAUAUUAUCAGCUACCCUGAUCAUUGUUGUAAAGCAACAGGAUCCGGAGUUGUGUUUUAAGAAUGAACAUUACAUAUAUAAUGCAAUCUUUUUGUAAAUCCCCACAUUUCCAUGUAUGCUUGAGUGCAUUAUAAACAUUUGCAAAGGCAUUUGUCCCCUUUCUCUUCCUUAUGAUGAUCAUCUGUAGUGCUGGUGAAUUUAUUAAGUUCCUAAUGUUCACAAUGUAACAGAUAUGCAGAAAAUAAGCUGAAAUGACCUGUACAUAUAUGUUUAAAUAAAUGUCAUCUUUCAGAAACACCUCA